This is a messenger RNA of Pseudophryne corroboree (corroboree frog), 9616 nucleotides long. RefSeq names its product discoidin, CUB and LCCL domain containing 2 (gene DCBLD2). Gene Ontology annotation, biological process: wound healing. Bases 444 to 2588 code for a protein of 714 amino acids. Gene Ontology annotation, molecular function: signaling receptor activity. The record is from RefSeq and is a predicted model, not a curated record. The transcript has 15 exons. Lineage: Eukaryota; Metazoa; Chordata; Amphibia; Anura; Myobatrachidae. Gene Ontology annotation, cellular component: plasma membrane.
GCAGCGCCCCACGCGUGCCUUCCCCCACGAUAGAUACGGGGCCCGUGGGAUCAGGGUGCUCACUCGGCUGCUGCAUGUAGCUGCGGGGUCUCCGCUGUGUGAUACCCCCGGGUGCUCCUGUGCAGCACGGCCCGGGCGCUGAGAGGGGGGAGGGAGCAGUACUUUGGGCCCACGCACAGGUCCCCGCCCCCUAAACCUCCGUUAACCCCACGCAGGCCGCCCGGGAGCAGCUACAGCGGCAGCAGAGACACACCGCGGACCGUGCUCGCUCCCAGAACGGGUUAACGCCGGGAGUCCUCCUCCAGUGAUCCGCAGCCCGGCGCCGGAACUACCAGCCUUUGCCCCAGCCGCCUGAGAGCGCCCCGGGAUCUGCCGCCGUUACCGGGUGAUGUGACCCUCCCCCUCCCGUACCAUGCUCCGCGCUGCCCAGCUCCCCGCUGUGGAUGUGUGAGAGGUGGGGAGCCCAGUAUGCCUGCACACUGCCGGCUGCCGCUGGGAUGGAGAGCCGGGGGAUGGUGAGCAGGCGGCUGGCCCUGGUGAUCUCCAGCUGCGUCCUCUCCCUGCUCCUCCGGGCUGUGGGGGCUCAGAACGGUGAUGGAUGUGGCUACACCUUUUUCGGCCCAGAAAGUGGAACUUUUACAUCGAAAAACUAUCCAAACACCUACCCAAACAGCACCGUUUGUGAAUGGAAAGUCCAAGUGAAACCUGGUGAAAAGAUUCAGCUGAAGUUUGGAGACUUUGAUAUUGAAGAUGUUGAUUCUUGUCAUUCCAGCUACUUGAGGAUUUAUGACGGCUUUGGGGCAACAAGAACUGAACUAGGGCCUAAGUAUUGUGGCUUAGCAUUAAAACCAGAAGCUAUUAUUGAAUCUAAGAGCCAUGAGGUAACCGUGCAGUUCAUGAGUGGGAUCCACAUCUCUGGACGAGGCUUUCUGGCAUCAUAUGCCACCACAAAUAAAACAGAUCUCAUCACAUGUCUGGAGAGAGCAAGCCGUUUCUCUGAACCUGAAUACAGAAAAUACUGCCCAGCUGGAUGUCUGACACCUUUUGGGGAGAUCUCAGGGACUAUUCCUCUUGGCUAUAGAGACUCCUCGUUGCUGUGUAUGGCUGGGGUACAUGCAGGUGUAGUGUCUAAUGCACUGGGCGGACCUGUAAGUGUGGUGAUCAGUAACGGCAUUCCUUAUUACGACAGCGCUCUGGCAAACAACGUUACAUCUAAAGUGGGCUCUUUGUCUACAACUCUCUUCACAUUCAAGACUAGUGGAUGUUAUGGAACUCUGGGAAUGGAAAAUGGUGCCCUUCUGGAAUCCCAAAUAACCUCCUCUUCCGUUCUGGAAUGGACAGAUCACACGGGGCAGAAUAAUGUUUGGAAGGCCGAUAGAGCCAGACUGAAGAGACAGGGACCGGCCUGGGCUGCGUCAUUCAGUGACGAGCAUCAGUGGCUGCAGAUAGACCUGAACAAGCUGACAAAAAUAACAGGUAUCACAACCACUGGAUCCACAAUAUCUGCUUACAACUACUAUGUUUCAUCAUAUAAAAUGGAGUAUAGCGACGAUAGCCUCAGGUGGACAGUCUAUAGAGAGUCUGAUAUGGAAAAAGAAAAGAUAUUCCAGGGUAAUUCUGACUAUUACCAAGAGGUCCGCAACAACUUCAUCCCUCCAAUAGUGUCAAGGUUUGUGAAGAUCCGGCCCACAAGUUGGCACCAGAAGAUUGCCAUGAAAGUAGAGCUGCUUGGAUGCCAAUAUGUUGCAGGUCUCAUUCCAAAAUUAACAGCCCCUCCUGCUUUUGCUGUGCCACGUUCCAAUUAUAAUCCAGUGCCUGUAGAGAAGACUACUUCCCCAUCUGAGAUAAAGAACACUACGAUGACUCCAGGCAAUAACAGAGAUGUCCCCUUGGCAGCCAUCCUGGUCCCUGCGUUAGUCAUGGUCUGCACCACCAUCGUACUGCUGCUCGUUUGUGCCUGGCACUGGAGAAACAGAAAGAAGAAAGCUGAAGGCACAUAUGACUUGCCAUAUUGGGAUCGUGCAGGCUGGUGGAAAGGAAUGAAGCAGUUUCUUCCCGCCAAAUCAGCAGAGCAUGAGGAGACCCCGGUGAGGUACAGUAGCUGUGAAGUCAGUCGUCUGAGAUCAAGGGAAGUGACCGCCAUGUCAGCAGAAUACGCCCAGCCCCUAGUUGGUGGAGCAGUCGGCACCUUGCAUCAGAGAUCCACCUUCAAACCAGAGGAAGGGAAAGAACCGGGCUACGCUGACCUGGAUUCUUACAACUCGACAGAGCAGGACAUUUAUCAUGCCUAUGCAGAACCACUGCCAACCAGUGGGCCAGAAUAUGCCACUCCAAUCAUUAUGGAUAUGUCUGGGCAUCCUGCCGGAACCAUGUGCCUGCCUUCGACGUCCACAUUUAAAUCUGGGGGGGCCCAAGCUCCUACACUAGUGGGGACCUAUAACAAACUCUUAUCUAGGACAGACAGUUCAGCAUCCACACAGGUACUAUACGACACUCCGAAGGUGGCUCCGGGGUCGAGCGCGGUGGAGGAGAUGGUGUAUCAGGUUCCCCAACCAACAGCGAGCAAGGAUGUGCCUCCUGCCGAGUAAAUAGGGGCACAGUGUAUUCAUUUGAACAAAGCGGCUUUAUUUUCUACGAGCACAUUGCAUCUUGCGUGUCCUUACGAAAGUAGAUGAUAGUCACAUUGGUAAACAUUUUAUUUGAAACAAAGAUUUCAACCACUGUUCACGAGCUUUAUACGGAAACACUAAACUACUUAACCAAAAUACGCAUAGGUCAGCAAGACGCAGAGGUGCCUUUCAGAAGAUGUGAUUGGUCUGCUAAGCUGCUUCCUGAUUGGUAACCUGUGCAUAGAAUGUUGACUCAGUCAGCCACUGGUUCUUGUAAGUUGUUCUGCUUUACAGGAACGUGGCCAGUGCUGAUAUCCACCUAGCAAUAUGUUACAUUAUUUCAUUGUUUUACUUUAUGCCAUCACCUUGUCCUUUCAGCAGCAUCCUCAGAAGUUUAGUUUUUUUUGGGAGUUACACAAUUAACAUGCCAAUAUUUAUUUACCGCCUGUUUAUCCUACUGAGCUCUGCUUAGGGCAGCAUGAUAAAAUAAUUAUACUGGCCCUCCUAUGUGCGCAUCCAGCCCGAAACACACAAACGCUGUGACAUUUUUUUAUGUUGUGUCCGUAAUGGCUGUUUUUUUUUGUUGUUGUUUUUUUUGUGGCGGAAAGAGGGUUUUUGGUGCUUAAGACGAAGUUUCCAGUCAUGUAGUGCUUUCUCGUGUGUAGAAUAUCAUCAUGUGUAUACAACAGCAUGGGAAUUACAUAAAAGCUUCUCUACACAGAACUGCAUACAAAAGCUGAUGAUGAUGUCCAAAGCAAUUAGGGGGGAGAUGUAGCAAAUAUUGGAGAGCGAGAAAGUACCAGUCAAUCAGCUAUUACAGGUUGUGCUUAAAAAAUGUCAGAAGCGUAUUGGUUGGUGCCUUAUCGCUCUCCAGCAUGUGAUAAAUCUCCCCCUAUACAAAACAUGUCAUUUUGGGAAGCCGUUAGAAUGUGAUUAGUUAAUUGAUAUUGGCAUUACCUCCUAUACAGUUUCUUUUAGAACGGUUUUUCAGUGGUUCCACAUAUUUCUGUACUUCACAUGCAUUUAAUGCGGCUUGUGCCAGCAAUGAACCGGUCCCUGAUAAAAGCAGGAUAUAUAGUGCAUGCAUUUUCAUUUUCCAGAAAAAUGAGCUGUGCCUGCCUGCUACAACCCGCCUGCAAGUAUUUGUCUAAACACAGACAAGUUACUCCAGAUAUAAUAGCAACUGUGACCUAAAUACACUGUUUACAGAGCGUUCCGUUCAGUUUCUGUUACGUGCCAUCUAGAUGUCAUUAUAUACCAAGUGCCAGUGAUUGCCGGUAAAAUGAGGAAUUCCUUUUUAUAUUUACCAGACGGAACAAGCUGUCUGCAAGUUGUUUUUUUUGUUGUUUUUUUUAAAGUUGAUACAUAUAAAACAAUAGAUACCAGCCCGUCAAAAUGACGGAACAACAUAAUGGUAAUGUCAGCGCCAGCAGCUGUACACGCUCGAACGGAGCAACACUUGAAUUACUCCGUCGGGCGCCAUCUAGUGGCCGCCGGAGCGCAAAACACUUGAAUUUCCCCCAUAGAGGUGAGGAGCAGCGUUAGCCUUUUGUUAUUUAGGACUUACGUUUUCUAAAGUGUAAUUUUUCAGUCUACUGAUCAUUUUAUAUGUUAUCAGACCCUUAUACUGCAAGCGGCUGCUUGAUGAAUCACAGUGCAGCCAUGGAUGUUUUGUCAGGAUUUCUGCAAACAGUCUCUGGUGUUUUAUUGGCUACAGCACAGCAUCUUAUUGCGACCAGUGAACAGUCUGAAAGCGUUUCUCUGGUAUGGGGAGGUGAAAGGUUAAGAAGAGCAACCUCGAUGUUUGCUUGAAUGGAAUUUUUAGCAGUAUUUUCCAAAUUACAGUUUGUACGUGUUUAUGUGCCAGUUUCACCAAUCAAGAGACAUUACCUCAGGGAUGACCUCAGUUCACAGGAAAAACUAUUUCUUGUUCAAUAUUGCAUUUUCUUAUUCCAGCCUAGGCCCACAGCCAUUAAGCAAUAAAGUCUACUGACAAAUAAUUAAAAACCGAAUGGCCUGAGCAAAACCAAAAAUGGUUUCCCAGUGCAGCGUUGGAUAUGGGUCCUCAAAAAUAUUAUUUUCCAUAACUUAAUUGCAUGAGGGGAAACCCCUAAGGAAGAUGAUCUCAUUAUACUUCCCAGAGAUCUUGAUUCUUGGUCUGAGAGGGCUUAGUAGAAUAGGAGCAUAAUUGAGUGGACAAUGGCCAUGGCUUGGUGGAUAUAUGGAGUCUGUCUUAAUUUCAGUUUAUAAAGUGUUAGAAGGUGUAUAAUUACGCCCUGACCAGGUGCUUUGUGCUAGACGACAUAUUAGGCUCCUGAAAAAGUACUUAGGCAAAAAGUCUUAGGCACUAUAGGCCGGAUUCAGAGAUGGAAACAGAACACAUCUCUGCUGAUGUGUAAAAAUACUAACGCAGCAGGAGCGGUCUGCAGGAAAAAGCCACCUUCUGCAUUACGCGGCGUCACAUCACGUCCGAAGCUUACUUGGAAUGACCGACAGAAAUGCUCAGCAGGGGCUGGGAAAUCUGCAUCCAUAGACGCAGACCCUGGCCUCUGCACUCCCAGAAAAUGGAGGCAACAGGCUAUCAUUUUUAGGAACGCUGGCCUGCUCUGCCUAACGCCUGCAAUCUGUCAGGCUGUGGCUUAGGGGGCACUGCGUGCGAUCACAGUCCUGAGCAUGCGCAGUCCACCCACCGUCGGAGAUUUAUGCAAACCAUCUGUUUUGCCGACAUCCCUGAAUCGGGCUCUGUGUUGUUGUAGUGAACCAGGUCCCCCUGAUGCCCAUCUUGGAAAGCGUUUAUGCAUAUGCUCUGUGUUUUUGGCUGCUUCCUGCCGGUCCUCUGUACUUAUAGCGCAGGGAAGCUUUGAUGUAUUAGGGCAGGGAUGGGGCACCUUCGGCCCUCCAGCUGUUGUUGAACUACACAUCCCAGCAUGCCCUGCAACCGUUUUAGCAUGGCCAAAUGGCAAAACUGUAGCAAGGCAUGCUGGUAUGUGUAGUUCAACAGCUGGAGGACCUAAGGUUCCCCACCCCUGUAUUAGAGAGACAUCCACCAGCAAGCAGGACUCCCAGCACUAAAGCUAGCACAUUGCAUUUGUGUAUAGCCCCUGAUCAUUUCUCUCCCUGGUGGGGGCAGCGUAGGUUACAUAGUGCACAGGGCAUUCUAGAGCAAGACGUACAGUAUGCGAUACCAUAGCCCUAUAAAACGUUAUUUGGAAUGGUAUUUAAAUGAACUCAAACUAAAAGUGUUGGAGCGAAGUGUUACAAAACUAAGUAAGGAAUAUUUAAUGAAUAUAGAUGGGGAAACACAGAAAACAUUAAUGGUAAGUCGGGAAGUGGUCGUAUGUAGCAUGGAGAUACUUGCAUAUUAUAUAUGUGCAUGUACUGUAGCUGAUGACACCUGUAUUGGUACCAGUGGCAAUGGGUUGAGAAUUUGAUUUAUCACCAGGAGUCCAGGUGGGUCACCUGUAGGUUAUAAUGUUUGUUUAUAAAUAAUAGUAAAUGUGACUGCAUGGUGUAGGACGUUUAAUGUGGACGAGGCAUUUAUUAAUGUAUCAGCUCCCUUACUAGGAGAGAGAUUCAAGCUUUUGACUUGGAAUGUUCCUUUCAUGCAUGGCUGACAUAUAGUAAUUAACCCAAUGGGUGUUAAUGUUUUUUUGGGGGGGAAAGGUUCCGAUGGUUUGAGUUUAUGUGACUGGCGUUUGGGAGACCGCCGGUCACCAUACCGCCGGCGGGAACCCGGCUUUUAGAUUGCCGGCGGGGGGACAAGCGCAACGAAGCCCCUUGCAGGCUCGUUGUGCUUGCCACGCAGAGGGCUCGCUGUGCUCGCCAGAGGUUCUAUUCUCACUGUAUGGGGUGUCCGUGACCGCCGGUCACAUACUGUAACCGCAUCCCAGUCCGACAGGUAAAAAUGCCUGACGUGCAUAUGGCAUAUUUCAAAGUUACUUAAUAUACGAGAAAUAUGGUAAGUAUUGUAUCAUCAUAUGCAGACUUCCUGACUGUAAAGCUGGGCACACAUUCAGGUGGCCAAUAAAUAAGUGUGUAUACUUACCUGGAACCGACACUCGGUCGGCGCUACCGCAGGUCUGCCAAAGUGUCGGUCAGGUGUCUACCCAGCCUAACUCUACUGAAUUGCAUUGUAGGAAGCCUUAUACACCUAUGUGAAUUUAUUAUAGCAGUCUAACAAGCACUGAAACAUCUUAAAUUCAAGGAGAAUGGCUACUUGUUAGUGAUCAGAUUACUUUUUAUAAUGGGUCAUUAUGCAUAUUUGGUAUAAAUAGCCCUUGAAGAAUUUGUAAUCUAAGUAGAUCUAAUGCAGUUUAGGGGGGUUGUCUACCUGUAGAUGAUUUAGUAGCUUGUACAUACUAAUAUACAAUUUCCAAUAAUUAUACCCAUCCUUUUAAUUGAAAAUCAAAGAGCCAAAACAAGCCGCUAAAAGUCGAGGAAUUAAGUCGUUUAUGAUCUGAUCAUUGGUGCCCACAAUUCCAGCUAGUGCUUGUGCAGAGACAUACUCGUUUUAUCCAGGGUAAAUGUUCUAACCUGAAAAGCAUUUCUGCUGUGUUGAAUAUUAGAUGCACCGCAGAUAAUAUAAUGCAAAACAGGAUCAUUGGGGCAGAUGUAUUAAGCCUGGAGAAGUGAUAAAGCAGUGAUAAGUGCAAGAUGUGAACGCACCAGCCAGUCCGCUCCAAUAUUUAAAUCGACAGGAGCUGAUUGGCUGGUGCAUUAUCACCUUGCACUUAUCACUGCUUUAUCACUUCUUCAGGCUUAAUACAUCUGCCCCUCUGUGGCUUAUGUCUGCCACUAAAUGAGUUACAGCAAUAAAGUUUUUCUGUUUUUUUAACUGAAAUGCAAAGCACUGCCUGGUGAUGUUAAAGCAUGGCUAGAAAGGGAUAAGGUAGAAAGAGCAAUGUAUUUAGUAACCAUUACAGAAAGUACACAAAUCCUUUUGAUGACGACUUUUAUUCCCCAGUUAUAUAAUGAGUAUUAUGCUUGAAUAAUCCUUUCAAUGUGACUGUAUUUUACUGACGAUAUCCUAUCCAAGACUAGUAAACCCAAAAGAUCUAGUACUAAACAUAGAGGGAAUUCAAAUAGCCGUUGUAAAUGACCACGGCUAAUUGAUCCCCCCUGGUGGUGUUCAGUUGACCUCGAUAGCCGGUGCUAUUGGGGAUUUUUUUCUCACCUGCCCGGAGUCAGAAAUAAAGUCUCCGAUAACUGACACUUUUUCUUGCGGUUUCGGCCUUGAAAACACAUGGAUCCGGGGAACUUAUCCCGGAUCCUGUGCGUUUUCGCUUAAAAACGGGUCAAUUUUUGCACAAAAAAGAGGCUGCAAUUGAAUUGCAUGAUAGAACCAUCUGGCAAAAAAACGUGGUAAAGAUUUUUAAUUUUUUUUGCACAAAAAUGUAUCGGGUCAAAUUUUGUUUGGAUAAUACCUGCUUUCUUUGCUUAUAGCGUUAUAGGCUUGCUGCAACAGCCACUUAUACACAUUCUAUACAAAGCCUUUGUCUGUUGUAUUUGGUAACAGUUGUGGGUAUGCAGCACGCAUCAGAUUAGACUGCAAUAGGCCACCCGGUCAUUUGUGUCUUGUAUAUGUCCCAUUUUGAAUUGCUGUCGUGAACUCUUACUGUAGUUCUACCAUUCAUCUGCAGGACCUUGAUGUAUAAUUGCUGUAUCAAAAGUUUAUACCAUAAGUAGCCUGACACCAGAGGACUGCCCAGUAAUAGGACAGGCAUCGAGUGUUCGUCUCACUACCCACUGAUUUACAUCGCUGCCUGUGUGACCGUCACACAUGGGGGAUCAAUAAUAUUUGUGCCUUCAGAGGUUGUCUUAAAUCACAUUCUAUUCCGAAGGCUUUACGGGGACAUUCGGUGAAAGUGCUGGGCUGACACUUGUAGUUCAUAGGAAUUUCCAUAACCGUCUGUGAAUUUACUGUGUGACACCAAACGAGAGCUUACAUAAUAAAGGUAAGCCACCAGUGUGUUUUGUGCAGAUGAUUUCACUGCACACUAUGCUGACGAGUGGGACUGUGGGUUGUUUUAAAUAAUGCAAUAGCAAUACAAACAAUUUAUUUUUGGUUUCUCUGCUGUUGGCCAUGUAAAAAGCUAAUGAAACUUUCCAUGACCAGUGCUACCAGUUACUGGAGUGCCGAGAACGCCAUACUGAUGCUGGGUUUUUGGGAAUGUGCCGUUUUGGGAACUGUAGCAAAUCAUUUUUUUGGUCACCACUGUAAAAUCGCCUACAAUGGGUGGUGUGAUCAUGCAGAACUAUAAGACGCUGUCAUGUCCAGGAUUGCAGCUUCGUAUUGGUCCACGCAGUCACACAGCCCAUACAAGCCAGUGCUGUCAGAGGAGCGUUGAAUUGGGUGAUUAUAUUUACACCUUAUCUGGGAGUGCAGCUUUAACUUGGGAGAGAGAGUAAAAGCAAUGUAUAAAUAGUUAUAAAGACUCCAUUGAUUUAAGGGGGAGAUUUAUCAAAGUUUAGAGAGAGAUAAAGUACCAACCAGCUUCUGCCCUUUUACAGGUUGUUUGAAAAAUGACAGGAGCUGAUUGGUUGGUACUUUAUCUUUCUCCAAGGUUUGAUGUUCAAUACUCUAUGCAAUCGCAUCCGUAAGUAUGAAGACGCUGGUCAGUAAAUAGCCUCCAAUAUGGUGGUAAACUCUCCAACAUAAAUCUGUAAGUGUCAACUGCUGGCGUUGAAUAUGAGCAGACUGUUUACUUAUUCAGGUACUGAAACAAUUACAAUCAUUCACUGUAGUAAUUGUAGUAAUGGCUGCCACAGCCAUAUUCUGUGUAUCCUUCAUCUGCUAAUAAGCUGCACACGACAUGGACACAACUUGUGUUAGGUUUGUGCAUUUCCAUCCACAGAGCUCUCUGAAUGUAAUUUGUCUGAGAUCUGCAUGUACUGUAGGCACAUUGUAUCUGUAUAUGUUGUUAGACUGUAGAUUGUAUAAAGGAAGAAAGUUCUACGUGUUUUGAAAAAAAAAUGUACAUAAAAUAAAAAAAAUUGUGAGAAUUUUA